Sodiomyces alkalinus F11 is the source of this 512-nucleotide messenger RNA. RefSeq names its product D-tyrosyl-tRNA deacylase. Gene Ontology annotation, biological process: tRNA metabolic process. Gene Ontology annotation, molecular function: D-tyrosyl-tRNA(Tyr) deacylase activity. Lineage: Eukaryota; Fungi; Ascomycota; Sordariomycetes; Glomerellales; Plectosphaerellaceae. Bases 23 to 508 code for a protein of 161 amino acids. The transcript has 5 exons. The record is from RefSeq and is a predicted model, not a curated record. Gene Ontology annotation, cellular component: cytoplasm.
CUCCCUCUUAUAGACCGGCACUAUGAAAGCUAUCUUACAACGUGUCUUGUCGGCCUCGGUCACCGUCGACAAAGAGGUGGUGUCAUCCAUUGGGAAAGGCCUUCUCGUCUUCGCUGCCGUUGCGCCAGGAGACACCGAGAAGGAGGCUGAAUCCCUAGCAUCCAAGGUGCUCAAGAUGAAGCUAUGGGACGAUGAGGCAGGGGCCCGUUGGAAGAAGAACGUCCAAGACAUCAACGGAGAGGUUCUCUGCGUCUCCCAGUUCACACUACUAGCAAAGACUUCCAAGGGCAAUAAGCCCGACUUCCACGGCGCCAUGGGGGGAGAGGAAGCAAACGGGCUUUACCAUCACUUCUUUGAGAAGGUCCAAGAGGGUUAUAUGACAGACCGUGUGAAGAACGGCAAGUUCCAGGCCAUGAUGGAGGUGGCCUUGGUCAAUGAUGGGCCGGUCACCCUGGAGCUUGUGGCAGGGCCCAAAGAGGGCCCCAAUACAAAACCCAACCGCACAUAGCAGC